UUAAGGCAGGAGUUGGUUAUAUCCUAAGAUCUGAUUCAGGUAAUGUUGUUUCGCAAGCUUAAGGGCUAAAUCAAAGGUGAAUCCAAACACAAACCAUUUUGCAAUGUGUCAUUUUUUCAUAAUCAAUCAAACUUGCCAAAACUAUUUUUUUAGGCAUCAUAUUUUUUUAAAUUAUUUUUUUAAAAAAAUAUUCUGGUGAGAAAAUAUUUUUCUGUGAACCAAGUGUCUUGAAGGGUCUCUUAAAACUGAACGUAAGACUUAAAAUAAUUUGGUACAAACUGGAGCCACUUCCUUUCACCCUUCUUACUCCAAUAAACUUUGAAAGAGCACAAAGGCCCAAUCUCCUUUCAUGCCACUUCUCACAUUACUGAACCAUCUCCAACUCUUCAGUUCCAAAAUUUUAUUCCAUGCCAUAUCUUUACAAGAGCAACCAUUGCAGGCUUUUCCACUCCCCAGUCACCAAUAGGACUCCCCCAUCAGUAUCUCACCCCUGUGAACUCCUAGAAGAAGAAUGUGUUGCCUCUUUGAUCCAAAAAUGCCCGGAUAUGAGAACCCUCCGCCAAAUCCACGCUCACUUCGUCAAAUCCCCCGCCAAUUCCUCCUCCUUCUACGCCCUCUCCAAGAUCCUCGCUUUCUGCGCCCUCUCCCCCUCCGGCGACCUCGCCUACGCCCGUCGCCUGUUCGCCCAAAUUCCCCACCCAAACGUCUUCUCCUGGAACUCUAUGAUCCGGGGGUCCUCCCAGCUCCCCCAUCCCUCCAAAGAACCCAUCUUUCUCUACAAACAAAUGCUCCAGAAAGGCUUUGCUCUCCCCAAUAGCUUCACCCUCGCCUUCGUUCUGAAAGCUUGCUCGCUUAUCUCGGCUUUCCUCGAAGGCCGCCAAAUCCAUUGCCAUGCGUUUAAACACGGGCUUUAUUCGAGCCCGUUUGUUCAGACUGGAUUGUUGAAUUUUUAUGCGAAAUGUGAAGAGCUUGUUGCCGCAAGAUUGAUUUUUGAUGAAAUCCCUGAUAAGAAUUUGAUCGCUUGGAGCGCGAUGAUUGGUGGGUACGCGAGGUUGGGGUUGGUGAAUGCGGCAUUGGAGUUGUUCCGGGAGAUGCAGGGGGCGGGGAUCAGUCCGGAUGAGGUGACAAUGGUCAGUGUGAUUCAAGCUUGUGCCAAGGCGGGGGCGCUGGAUUUAGGGAAGUGGGUGCAUGCUUUUAUCGACAGGAAUGGAAUCAAAGCUGAUCUUGAGCUGAAAACUGCGCUAAUUGAUAUGUAUGCCAAGUGCGGGGAAAUAGACAGGGCAAGGAAGGUGUUUGAUAGGAUGGAGGUGAGGGAUACGAAGGCUUGGAGCUCAAUGAUUGUUGGCCUGGCGAUACAUGGACUUGUAAAAGAUGCUUUGGAGCUUUUCUCAAGAAUGUUAGAGUCCAAGGUGAGGCCUAACCAUGUGACCUUUAUUGGUGUUUUAUCUGCAUGCGCUCAUAGUGGAUUAGUAAGUGAUGGUCGGCGAUUUUGGUCUAUCAUGCAUGAGUUGGGCAUUGAACCCAUGAUGGAGCAUUAUGGAUGCAUGGUUGAUCUACUGUGUAGAUCUGGCCUUUUUGAAGAAGCUUAUUCAUUUGUAAAUACCAUGCCUAUCAUGCCGAAUUCCGUAAUCUGGAGGACACUUCUGGUAGGAUGCAAGAGUAAUGGAAGUCUUGAUAAAGCAGAGCUUGUUGCAAAGCAACUUCUUGAGUUAGAGCCACUUAGUGCAGAGAAUUAUGUCCUAGUAUCUAACCUUUAUGCAUCCAGCUCUCAGUGGGAAAAGGUGAGCUACAUGAGGAAAAAGAUGAAGGACAAUGGUGUUAAGGUUGUCCCUGGCUGCAGUUCUAUUGAAGUUGAUGGUUUCUUACAUGAGUUUGUGGUGGGUGAUGAGUCGCAUCCAGAGAUCAAGGAGAUAAGGAAGGUACUGAGAGAGAUAACUGAGCGGGUUCGACUUGCUGGCCAUGAGCCAUGGACUUCAGCGGUCUUGCAUGAUGUUGGUGAAGAGGAGAAAGAAGUCGCUCUGUGCGAGCACAGUGAGAGGUUAGCCAUUGCUUUUGGAUUGUUGAAAACUAAGGCACCUGUUCCGAUCCGGGUGGUGAAGAACUUGAGGGUUUGCAGUGAUUGCCAUGAGGUGACAAAGAUAAUAAGCAAGGCAUAUAACAGAGAGAUUAUUGUAAGGGAUCGUGUUCGAUUUCAUCGUUUUGUCAAUGGAGUUUGUUCUUGCAAUGACUUCUGGUGAUUGCUUGUUAGAUAGAUUUCUGCAUUCUAAGUGCAAAAGAAAGAUCAUGCUUAUUGUAAACUCUUGAAAGUUGACCAACCAUCAGUGGACAUUCAGCUAACCCCCUCUUCUUUGUAUAUGGGGAAAAGGCUCAUGCUUGUUCAUUUAAUAAAGCAUAUUGAAGAAAAACUGGAGAAAGAAGCUCAGUUGUCCUGAUCAACUAAUAUGAUACGUACUAAAUCUUGAGAAAGAAAUGGAAAGAGAGUUACAAUGGACCCUUGUCAUAGAUGUCAAUUGGUUUUACAAGAGCUACAUUUCUGCUAGAGGUCUAACCUGGAUGGGACACCUGAAGGUGCCCUUGGAGGAACAAUCAUUUAAGCAGUUGGCUUCUUUAUGCAUGUGAGGAGGUUUUAUUUCAAGAGCAUGAGCUUUUGGUGGAAAUUUUAUUGGGUCUAUUUUCCCCCCUCUAUCCAUGAUAAGGUGAGAGUACUCAUGUAAAACCCAAUCUAUCCCUCGAAGUUAAACCCUCUCUCCUUCCCUGAUUUUUUUCAAUUUCAUUUUAGGUAUGGUAUCUGCUGGCAGCUUUUUCAGAUGUAACGGAGAUUAGUCUCCUCUAUUUAGUUAAUUUUCCCUUUUGUUGGGGUUUUCAUUGGCUUCUGUCCCCCGUGCUUGUGCAUGGUUGAAUACUUGCACCAUCUUUGCUGAUCUCUCUCUCUCUCUCUCUCUCUCUCUCUCUCUCUCUGCGUGUGUGGCUUUUUAUGCUUUCAAGUCUCAAAUUGCUGCAUUUUGAUCUAGGAAAACAUAGGGAUUUUUUAAUAAACGGUUAUUAUGGCUACACCAUGAGGGAAAUAUCUGAAAUUAGUAUUAGCAGGAUAUGAGCUCAUCAGAAACAUUUUCUGUGCCAAGUGAAAGCAGAUGCAAGCUUUCAAUUAUAAUUUAGAUAGCAGCAUGGCAUCAGCUGUCUGAAACGAUCACAUCAUAAAUGGCAUUAGAGCAUCAGAAUACGAGAGUCGCGUUCCAUAGAUAACUAAUAUUUCUUUAGUGAUAUAAAAAGAUGGAGGUAGUAAGCUGGUCCUCUGCAUAUCUUGUGCAUUCCGAAGAUAACCAGAACCUUAUAGAGAAGCAGAAAGAUUCAAGGGCAUUUGGGGCCUCCUCUCUUUGUCUUCCAGUUGUUGUAACAUGGGCAAACCUCCUUGUGGGCAUAGGUCCCAGGGGGAACACACCUGCACUUGAAACAACACUUCUGGCAGAAGAACAUGCAUGGCUUCUUAUAUGCAGUCUUGGAGCACCUAAAUUGACAGGCAUCAGGGCACUCUGCAAAAUCCCAUCCAAGAAAUUAUAAAUGUAUGCAGAUCAUCAGCUUCAUAUAGACAUAUGUUCAUGCGCAGACAUGCAUGCGCGCGCGCAGUCACAGACACAGACAAGAGCUCACAUAUAAAUGUAUCUAUAUAAACAGACACACUAAACAGCAAAUGUUAAUGGCCACUUUCAAAUGAGUGGAAUACACUUUGAUGACAGCAUCUGGGUUGCUCAGUGGUCAUUCGCCUAAUGAAGACUGAUAUGUAGAAAGAUUUGCAAGAAAACGAGUUUUGUUGUUUCUUCUUCAAAAUUUUCAUGUUAAAGUUUUGCUGCCGUCUCUGUCAAGUAUUAUCGAAUUACAAGAAAUUUAAGAAGUCCAAAAGCUUGGAAGUUGUCAGGCAAGGAGGUUAAUCUCACUGCUGUAGAGAUUACUUGUACUGACCUUAAAGGAAGGAUGGUUCAUUUAUAAUUCUUGUUAUGCAGCGGUUGUCUAUUAUCAUUAAGACUGUUUUGGAACUGGAAUCUUAUAAUAAGAUAGCUCUUACAUGAUAAAGGUUGCAACAUGUCUCCAGCAACUUUUUAAAAUAUCUAAUACUUGAACUGAUAGUGGAAUAUUCAAGUCUAAUGAAGGUUUUCAGAAGUAACUAUUUGAAUUUAUUUGAAAUAUCUAACACUAAGUACAGAUCCAGUACCUGUAUAGAUCUAAGGUUAGAUCCAAUAAGAUUUGGUUCUAGAUCUGGAAAUAUUAUGCUGGUCUGAACCCAGCUCUCAAGAUGUUCUCAACGCGCUCCACCGUUUACUGAGCCCAACUAGCCUAAGAUUUGCGCAGAUCCAAAACAACCAUAGGAAACUACUAAUUGCGCGAUCUGAAACCCACCCGGACCACCACUCUCAAAUCAUAAUCAGACAAUGCAGCCUAAUCUUAAACUAAAGCACAACAGUUCAUAAGAUGAAAGUGCCGCAUUUACAACCCAUAUAAUUCUAGUGAAGCAAUUAUUUGAAACAAUAAUAGAAAAGAAAAAGAAGCCAAGUGAUUUAUAACCAUACCUCCCUCAGAAAACCCAGAAUGCUUAUGAUGCUCCUGCCAAAUAAAUUC
Molecule: messenger RNA, 4611 nt
Organism: Phoenix dactylifera (date palm)
Lineage: Eukaryota; Viridiplantae; Streptophyta; Magnoliopsida; Arecales; Arecaceae
Product: pentatricopeptide repeat-containing protein At2g02980, chloroplastic-like
Biological process (GO): RNA modification
Molecular function (GO): RNA binding; zinc ion binding; protein binding
Source: RefSeq, a predicted model, not a curated record